This is a messenger RNA of Nannospalax galili (Upper Galilee mountains blind mole rat), 3735 nucleotides long. It is a transcript of the gene Usp30, whose product is annotated as ubiquitin specific peptidase 30. The record is from RefSeq and is a predicted model, not a curated record. The transcript is spliced from 13 exons. Gene Ontology annotation, biological process: protein deubiquitination. Gene Ontology annotation, molecular function: cysteine-type endopeptidase activity; cysteine-type deubiquitinase activity. Lineage: Eukaryota; Metazoa; Chordata; Mammalia; Rodentia; Spalacidae. Gene Ontology annotation, cellular component: nucleus; cytosol. Bases 129 to 1679 code for a protein of 516 amino acids.
UAGGAGGCGGGGCUGUGGCCGCGGGUUCCGCCGCCUCGGGAGCCUCAGGAACCUCCGGAGCCUCCCAAGCCCUCCAUCAGGCUGCGGCGGGCCAGCGUGGGCGGCGGCUGGCCUGUGGAGCGGCCGCGAUGCUGAGUUCCCGAGCCCAGGCGGCGAGGACGGCGGCUGACAAGGCCAUCCAACGCUUCCUUCGCACCGGGGCGGCCGUCAGAUACAAAGUCAUGAAGAACUGGGGCGUUAUAGGGGGAAUUGCUGCUGCUCUUGCAGCAGGAAUCUAUGUUAUCUGGGGUCCUAUUACGGAAAGAAAGAAGCGAAGAAAAGGGCUUGUGCCUGGCCUUGUCAACUUAGGAAAUACCUGCUUCAUGAACUCGCUGCUGCAGGGCCUGUCUGCCUGCCCUGCAUUCAUCAAGUGGCUGGAAGAGUUCACCACCCAGUACACCAGGGACCAGCAGGAGCCCCCCCCACACCAGUACUUGUCCUUGACACUGCUGAACCUCCUUAAAGCUUUGUCCUGCCAAGAAGUCACUGAGGAUGAGGUCUUAGAUGCAAGCUGCCUGCUGGAUGUCCUGAGAAUGUACAGAUGGCAGAUUUCCUCCUUUGAAGAGCAGGAUGCUCACGAAUUAUUCCACGUCAUCACCUCGUCCCUAGAGGAUGAACGAGACCGCCAGCCACGGGUCACUCAUUUGUUUGAUGUGCAUUCCCUGGAGCAGCAAUCAGAGAUAACUCCCAAACAAGUGACCUGCCAUACAAGAGGGUCUCCUCACCCCACAUCCAAUCACUGGAAGUCUCAACAUCCUUUCCAUGGACGACUUACUAGCAACAUGGUCUGCAAACACUGUGAACACCAGAGUCCUGUUCGGUUUGACACCUUUGAUAGCCUUUCUCUGAGCAUUCCAGCGGCUACUUGGGGUCACCCACUGACCCUGGACCACUGCCUUCACCACUUCAUCUCUUCAGAAUCAGUGCGGGAUGUUGUGUGUGACAACUGCACAAAGAUUGAAGCCAAAGGAACACUGAAUGGGGAAAAGGUCGAACACCAAAGGACCACUUUUGUUAAGCAGUUAAAGCUAGGGAAGCUCCCUCAGUGCCUCUGCAUCCAUCUCCAGCGACUCAGCUGGUCCAGCCAUGGCACACCCUUGAAGCGGCAUGAGCACGUGCAGUUUAACGAGUUCCUGAUGAUGGACAUCUACAAGUACCGCCUCCUGGGACACAAACAGAGUCAGCAUGGCCCCAAACCCAGUGAGAACCCUGGGCCUGCACUGGAACUACAGGACAGGACAGUAGCCCCAAAGCCAGUCCUGAGUCAGCCAGGAGCCCCCAAAACACAGAUUUUUAUGAAUGGUACCUGCUCCCCAUCUUUAUUGCCAACACUGCCUCCUCCAGUGCCCUUCCCUCUGCCGGUGGUUCCUGACUACAGCUCCUCCACAUACCUCUUCCGCUUGAUGGCAGUUGUUGUCCACCAUGGGGACAUGCACUCUGGACACUUUGUUACUUAUAGACGGUCCCCACCUUCAGCCAAAAAUCCUCUGUCAACCAGCAACCAGUGGCUGUGGAUUUCUGACGACACUGUCCGCAGGGCCAGCCUGCAGGAGGUCCUGUCCUCCAGCGCCUAUCUGCUGUUCUACGAGCGUGUUCUGUCGAGGAUGCAACAAGGACGGGAGUACAGGUCUGAGGAGUGACAUGCCAACCCAGAGCUAGGGCCUGUGGUGCGGUCCACUCUGUCCCCAGUAAACGCAAAGGCUUGCCAUGUGUACACGUGCAAGCCAGCCCCUCUAGAGCCCCUCAGUCUACUGUGUAUUCUAAGAGCAGGCUCCACAUGGGAGCCAGUCCCACGAAGCUCUGCAAGGGUGUACUGGAAGGGGUCCUCCUGUUAGGACAGCAUUCAUUCUGUCUAGAGCAUCUUUUACUCAUCUGAUACAGGUAAUUAAACCAGACUCCAGGAGCCACUUUUUCUACUACUGUAAUAUGCUAGAUGUUCUCAGAGGAGGUUGCUUUUGUCUAAUCCUAUGACCUUUCAGCAUAGACCUUUUAUUUUUAAUAAGGAGCCCCCUCCUCAAAUUGACAAGCAUUAGUGAAAUGAUUAAAGGACACAAUUUAGAAGAAAAAGUGCCUUUUACUUUUGAUUGUUUUUGUAGUAAGCUCACUCUGAGAAGCAGACAUACUUAAGAGUCACAUGCACCACUUCUGAAAAGCCCCUCUUUCAAGUUACUCAGAGAUCAAAGAGGAGUUAAAAGAUGUCUAAACUGGGCAUUGGUGGCUCACUCCUGUAAUCCCAGCACUGGGGAUGCUGAAGCAGGAUAACUGCAACUUCCAGGCCAGCCUGGGCUAUAUAAAACCCUGUCUCAAAAAAAAAAAAAAAAAAAAAAAAAAAAAAAAAAAAAAAAAAAAGCCUCAACACCUCCCACCUUUUUGUAUGCCUUUUGUAAUCUUUCAAUUCUUUGUAUGCAGUGGAGGCUCAUCUGCCAGAUGCCCCAGCUCUGAAAUUGUUCAUUUUGUCAGUUAUAUUGUAAGGGUACUACUCCUAUGUCACUGUUCCCUUUGGAGACCCUGGACCGAGAAGUGACUUUAGUCUAUUCCAAAGCUGCAGCUAGCCAGGUGUGUACAGACCACCUGCUAAUCUCUCUGCUACACAAGACCUUGAAGGUUCUUAAGGUGUUCAGCCAGGAAUGUGGGUGAGGUGGCUUGAGAGCUGGGUUAGGAAGAGGCUGACAGUCAGUGAGCACCAGAGUCCAGGAUGAAAGCAGCUUGUGAUUUCUGAAACGACAGCUGAUCUCAUCAUUCUAUUCUAGAUCCAUAUUCUCAAUGUUUCCAGCAGCCUAGUUCAUGUAGAGUGCAGUGAGCGUUUUCUUCCCUUUGCAGAUCUCAUAAAUGCAGCCCAGGGCUGAAGGAAUUUUAAUAACACAGGAGUACCUAUGUUUUAGCAAGGUUUAUAAUUUAAAAACAAAAAGGAUACCAAAUUGAAACAGACUCAGAAGCAAUUUGGAAUCGGGUAUAUCCAAAGGUCACACCAGGGACGUGUUUUCUCCACUUGGGGUGAGCUGGCCGACACUUCCAGAUGUGCCUAGGCAUCAGCUAGACGCCAGGGUGCUCACUGUGCACCCUGAGGACUUGGUGACUCUCCCUGCCAGCAAGAAACAACGAUGGAGGAGCAAGGAGCAGAUGAGCUUGUUCUGGCCAGACGGCCCUGCAUACCUGAGGUUGAACAAAAGCACAAGUGCCAGAUCACGUGACCUUAGACUGCUUGCAGAGUUGUAGGUUCCAGUCUUCACUGUCCUGGUACCACUCAUGCUGAAGUGAGCCAGGGAAGAGACGGUGAAGGGACAGGUGGGGAGGCUCACUUGGAAGCAGGUCAGAGGAAGGGCGUGAGCCAAGUUUGUAAAUGUGUUAUUGUAACUGAGCUAACUCACAUCCUCAUUUUGUAAAUUAUUAGGCAUUAGGUAGCAACCAAAUGAUCUGAUUUCUAGUUUUAAGUUAUUUAUGAAGUCAGUAGCUUCUUCCUGGAAAACCUAAGUUAAGCUAGUGGUUAUGCUGCAGACUGCUGAUUUGUGUAUUUGCUAAAGGUACUUUUGUAUCUGCUGUGUAUUAUAGCAAUAAAAGGAUCAUUUUGUUAGGAAAGUUGAGUGGUCUUUUUUUGAGGCAGGGUCUCACUAUAUGGCCCUGCUGGCCUCCAACUCACAGCCACCCAUGUGCUGGUUUUAAAGGAUGUGCCACAGGCCUGGCUGAGUACUAUUCUUU